This is a messenger RNA of Manduca sexta (tobacco hornworm), 1501 nucleotides long. Its product is annotated as O-glucosyltransferase rumi homolog. Gene Ontology annotation, molecular function: UDP-glucosyltransferase activity; UDP-xylosyltransferase activity. Bases 58 to 834 code for a protein of 258 amino acids. Lineage: Eukaryota; Metazoa; Arthropoda; Insecta; Lepidoptera; Sphingidae. Gene Ontology annotation, cellular component: endomembrane system. The record is from RefSeq and is a predicted model, not a curated record. The transcript has 6 exons. Gene Ontology annotation, biological process: positive regulation of Notch signaling pathway; protein O-linked glycosylation.
UUCCAGUAUUAUAUAUUAGUCUAUGGAAAGGCUAACCGGCAAUAUUUUGUUCCUGAAAUGUUUACUUAUAUUUUUACGUUGUUUUUCUUAUCGUAUUUGAUUUCUUUGAAUGCUGACAAUGAAUUUUGUACGGGCGAAGGAUUUUGCAAUACAGACCAUAACAAGUACAGCAGGGAAAUCAAUGAAUGGUAUUCAAAAAUAAAUAGCGAAAUAAACUUGGCCAUAGAUCAGUAUAUUCCGUGCCAACGAGUUAACUGCAGCUGUUAUAAAUCUGUGAUAGAUCAAGAUCUGAAACCAUUCAAGGAUGGUAUUACCAAGGAACAAUAUGCACAAGCUCGCACAAAAGCUACUAAGUACCAGAUAAUAGAUGGAACACUAUUCAGAGAAAAAGAUUGCCCUUUCCCAGCUAGAUGUGCAGGUAUAGAACAUUAUUUGAGUGCACUGGCACCAAAUAUGCCCAAUAUAGAAUUGGCCAUAAACACAAGGGACUGGCCACAAAUCAACCGAGCAUGGGGCCAUUCUCAGGCACCAGUAUUAUCAUUCAGUAAGAUGCGAGACUACUAUGAUAUAAUGUACCCAGCUUGGAGUUUUUGGGAAGGUGGACCAGCCAUAUCCCUCUAUCCUACAGGCAUAGGUAGAUGGGACAAGCACAGGGAAUCAAUUUCUGCUGCAGCUGAAAAGUGGCCUUGGCAAAAGAAAGAAACCAAAGCAUUCUUUCGCGGAUCAAGAACAAGUGAGGAGAGAGAUGCAUUAAUACUGCUCUCUCGUGCCAACCCGGAUAUUGUUGACGCGCAAUAUACAAAAAAUCAAGCUUGGAAAUCAGAUGCGGUGUGAAAAGGAUGAGAAUUCGUGAAAACUAAACAACGAAAGAAAUAAAAAACAUCCACGAAGUAAAACUAGAAUUCUGUUGGUAUAAAUAUACUCUUUCUGUACUCUUAAUUAAUUAUAUUUCUUAUGUUCUUUGUAAUAUCAGUUGCGUAGAAACAUUGUCAAACGGUCUACAUAUACUACUGCCUCGAUAUUUGUAAUUUUCAUGGUAUUUUUUAUUAUUCUUUCCAGGACACAUUAUACGCUCCGCCAGCUUCAGAAGUAUCGUUCGAAGAUCAUUGCAAAUACAAAUACCUCUUUAAUUUCAAGGGUGUAGCUGCAAGUUUUCGGCUAAAGCAUUUAUUUUUGUGUAAAUCGUUGGUUUUCCACGUAGGGAGCGAAUGGGUUGAAUUUUUUUACACGUCGUUAAAACCUUGGGUGCAUUAUGUACCUAUUAAUUCAAAAGCAACACAAGAAGAAAUCCGUUUAACAAUAGAAUAUUUCAAGGAACACGAUAAUAUUGCGAAAGAAAUAGCAGAUAGAGGAUUUCAACACAUCUGGGACAAUUUGACUGAUAAAGAUGUUAAAUGUUACUGGAGAAAACUACUGAAAAAAUAUUCUAAACUAAUAAAUUACGAUAUUGUUAAAGAUAAUGAUUUGAUAAAAAUUUAAUAAAAAUGAAUAAGACAUUAAA